CAUGAACAACGAGUUGUGGAAGGAGGGCUCUGGUGGACUCUGAUCUUGGAACAACCUGAUCAGCUGAUGAGAACAGAUGAGCGAAUACAAAUGCAGAAACGACUUCUUGUUGCUUUUGAUUUUGACCACACAAUUGUGGAUGAUAAUACUGAUAUUGUGGUCCGUGAAAUGCUUCCACAAGAAAAAAUAUCAUCAGAAAUUAGUGAUUUGUAUAGCUCAGAUGGUUGGACAGUAUAUAUGGGAAAGAUCUUCGAACUUUUGCACCAAAAUGGCAUAACGCGUGAGGAAAUUCAGACUGCUAUUCGUGACAUACCUAUAACUCCUGGUUUUGACAAUCUUUUGAAGUUUCUUCUUGAUAAAGAUUGUGAAACAAUUGUCAUAUCAGAUUCAAACUCAGAAUUUAUAAAAGAGUGGUUAAAAGGAGCAUCUCUUGAACACACCAUUAGGUCUGUGUUCACAAAUCCUGCCAAGUAUGAUUCAGAAGGAUGUUUACAUAUAGACAUGUAUCAUGUUCAAGACUGGUGUCAGCUGAGCACAAAAAACUUGUGCAAGGGAUAUAUACUUGAAAAUUAUGUUAACAACAGAAAGGAAGAGGGAAUUGAUUUUGCAAGAACUGUGUAUAUUGGUGAUGGAAAAAAUGAUUUGUGUCCGUGUCUUAAGCUUUCUGCAAAUGACUUUGCAUUUCCUCGAAAAGGUUAUGCAUUGAUGAAGUAUAUUUAUGAACAUCCAGUAAAAGCAGCAAUCCAUCCAUGGAAUACAGGAGAAGAUAUUAUUGGUGUUAUUUCAAAAUUACUGUGAAUGUUUUUACUUAAAAAUAUUUUCGAAUUUAGAAAAUAAAUUGACUCUUUUAAAAUUUCAUGUGUGAUAGCUUCAUCUGAAGGCCCAGUAUGUAUGUGAUGAAAUUUGGUCUGUCAAAUUUAUUUUUCUUAAAUAAUUUCUUUGUAUUUUUAACUUCUAUCAUCAUUACUGUCUGUAUUUAUUUUCUCAGUCUUAUUAACUGUGAAAGACAGUAUUAAUAUUACGUGUAACAAAUGUAUGUAUUUGGAUACAUUGGCUUGAAUUUUAUAUUUUGACUUGAAUUGUCUAUUAUACAUUUAUUGGCUAUUAAAAUAAUGAUUUGAAAUGACUAUGUAAGAAAAUAAUGGAAAGAAAAGGACAACAAGUAAUUUAAAUACACGUGUUGAAUUCAGUAUUCUGGUUGUUUAAUUUCGUCGUUAUGGAGGGCGUUUCGACUAUUUGGAACUCUCCAUUUGGGAAUUUUGGACGAAUCUACAGGAUGAAAAAUAUGGGCGCUAGUGUCGUCUUUGCACAAUGUUCACCAACAUUGCACGAUAAAAAUGAGGCAUAUUUAAAGGAAAUAUUGAAACUCAAAGAUUUAUGAUAUACAGGCUUAUGUUACACGAGCGUUGCGUAACGCGCGUCACCUAACGCUGAUGGCCUCAGCUGCGUCUUUAACUGUGUACACGAGUCACUUAACGCGCGUCGUAAAUUGACACUGUACCUUAUGCAAAACGACAGAUGAGCGCUGUUGGUGACGCAUUCUUGGUAACGCGCGUCACUUACAGGGCGUCGCACCUUUAAAGCUAGAAAACGCGCGUUAUCUUGCCUCGCGUAGCUUGUGCUGCGAGUACAAUGCAUGGGUCUUCCUUGAGCUGUGGGUUCAACGCACGUCGCCAAGAGCACUCGUGUGCCGUUUGGCAUAAGAUAGUGUUAAUCUACGACAUGCAUUUAGCGACUCGUGUGCACAGGCUUCGUUUACGCAGCUGACAUCAUCGGCGUAGGCAACGCGCAUGAACGUAACGCUAGUAUGUUACAAGCCAACAGGACUGACAGCAUAGUGUACGAAUAUCAGUGCUAUCUUUUCCACUGGGAGGGACUUCUAAGUAACAAAUACUAAUGUACUUCAGCUACCGAUUACGAUCAGGUUUUCGUCCAAUUUCUCUG
Messenger RNA from Gryllus bimaculatus (two-spotted cricket), 1944 nucleotides. The record is from the annotation of a GenBank genome assembly. Lineage: Eukaryota; Metazoa; Arthropoda; Insecta; Orthoptera; Gryllidae.